Molecule: messenger RNA, 4374 nt
Organism: Quercus lobata
Lineage: Eukaryota; Viridiplantae; Streptophyta; Magnoliopsida; Fagales; Fagaceae
Product: TMV resistance protein N-like
Exons: 6
Coding region: 145-3921 (1258 amino acids)
Biological process (GO): defense response; signal transduction
Molecular function (GO): protein binding; ADP binding
Source: RefSeq, a predicted model, not a curated record
UGCUCUCAUCUUCUAAGAUUGGUCAACAACUUUUCAGUUUACGCUCCGAAAUCUAUUUCUUGUUUCUUUUUUUCUCUGGUUAUCUUAAUUUGGGAAAGUGACUGAAAUUUUUGGUCAUUGAUCCAAUUUCUUCCAUAUCCUUCUAUGUCCACUCAAACAGCUUCCUCCUCCUCCUCCUCCUCCUCCUCUUCUUCUUCUUCUUCUUUGAAAUACGAUGUGUUCCUUAGUUUUUGCAGAGUUGACACCUGCAAGAAUUUUACAGACCAUCUCUAUAUUGCUUUGAGACAAAAGGGUAUUAUCACCUUCAGGGACGAUGAUGAGAUACUUGAGCAAGGAAAGUAUAUUUCUUCACAGCUCUUGAAAGCAAUAGAAGAGUCCAAGUAUGCAAUCAUCAUUCUCUCAACAAACUAUGCUUCUUCAAGGUGGUGCUUGAUUCAACUAGCUAAGAUUGUUGAAUGCAUAGAAGAGACCAAGUUGACAGUUUUGCCCAUCUUUUACCAUGUUGAUCCCUCCGAUGUACGGAACCAGACGGGUACUCUUGCUGAAGCCUUUGAGAAGCAUGAAAAAGAUCCCAAGAUUAACAGAGAGGAUGUGCAAGCAUGGAAAGCUGCUUUGAAAGAAGUGGGCAAUAUCUCUGGAUGGGAUUUACAUGAUAGGCAUGAAUCAUUAAUUAUCCAAGAAAUCCUUGAACGGAUAUCUAGUGAAUUGAAUCUUAUAUUUCAAAGUACCAUUUCCAAGCAACUUGUAGGAAUAGAAUCCCCUGUGUUGGAAAUGUUGGAUUUAUAUUUAGUUGAAGGGUUGGGUGGUGUUCGUUUUGUUGGGAUUUGUGGGAUGGGUGGAAUGGGUAAAACAACUCUUGCACUAGAAAUUUAUGAAAGAAUUUCUAGUAGCUUUGAAGCUAGCAGCUUUAUAGCUAAUGUAAGAGAAAAAACUAAAAAUCAUCAGCUAGUUUCUUUACAAGAACAACUUCUUUCUAACAUCCUUAAGGGAAGUAAAAAAAAUAUAUCGAAUGUUUUUGAGGGGAUCAAUCUUAUAGGGAAUAGACUACGUAACAAAAAGGUUCUUAUUGUUCUUGAUGAUGUGGAUGGAGAUGAACAACUAGAAGCAUUAGUUGGGAACCAUGAUUGGUUUGGUUCAGGGAGUAGAAUCGUUGUAACAAGUAGAGAUAUGCACUUGUUGAGAAGACGUGGUAUGAAUGAUAUAUAUACAGUCAAGGGAUUGAAUGACAAUGAUGCUUUGCAGCUUUUUAGUUGGAGAGCUUUCAAGAAACCCUAUCCUGAAGAAAAUUAUGUGGAUUUGUCUAAGGACUUGGUGAAUUAUGCAAAUGGCCUUCCUUUGGCUCUUAAAGUUUUAGGUUCUUUGUUGUUUGAAAAAAGAAUAGAUGAAUGGAAAAGUGCCUUAUAUAAACUAAAACAAGAACCUGAUAGAAACAUUCUAAAUAUACUUCAAAUAAGUUUUGAUGGUCUGAUGUAUACCCAAAAGGAAUUGUUUUUGGAUAUUGCAUGUUUUUUCAAAGGAAAGAACAAAGAUUACAUAAGAGAUAUACUAGAAAGUUUUGGUUACUAUCCAGACUACAAUAUUGAUGUUCUUAUAGACAAAUCGCUCAUAACCAUUGGUAGAGAUAGAAUUUUGUUGAUGCAUGAAUAUUUGUGGAUGCAUGAUUUGCUACAAGAAAUGGGCCAAGAAAUUGUUCGUCGUGAAUCCCCUGAAGAGCCUGGUUGUCGAAGUAGGUUAUGGCUUUAUGAGGAUGUUAUUCACAUAUUGAAGAAUAAUACUGGAACAGAGGUAGUUGAAGGCAUAAUGCUAAACAUGCCUAUUGAAGCAAAGGAACACUUGAGUGCUAAAGCCUUCUCAAAGAUGAAAAAUUUGAGAUUUCUUAAAAUUGGUUAUGUGCAUACUCCACAAGACCUCAUUGGAGGUCCUAUCCAACUUCCACAGGGCCUUAAUUAUCUUUCUAAUGAGUUACGCGUAAUUGAUUGGCAUGGAUAUCCUUUAAAAUCCAUGCCGACCAAUUUCCAACCAAAUAAACUUGUUGAACUAAUAAUGCAUUGUAGCGACAUCAAACAACUAUGGAAAGGAAUUAUAAUUUUAAAUGAGUUAAAACUCAUUGACUUAAGUGACUCUCGAAACUUGAUUGAGAUCCCGGACCUAAGUGGAGCCCCAAAUCUUAAACAAUUAAUUCUUCGAAGUUGUACAAGACUGUAUAAGAUUCAUGCAUCUAUUGGAGAUCUCAAACGGCUUAUUCGAUUGGAUUUGAAUGGCUGCAAAUGUCUCAAAAGCCUUCCUCACAAGAUCAGCUUGGAAGCUCUUGAAUAUUUCAACCUUGGCGGUUGUUCAAAAUUGAAGAAGUUUCCAGAGAUUGUGGAAAAUAUGUCAUGUUUGUCAAAACUUUGUUUGAGGGAGACUGCUAUAAAAGAUGCAUCAUUAUUAGUGGAACGCUCAACUAGCCUUAUAGACUUGGAUUUAAGAGAUUGUAAAAACCUUUCAAGUCUCCCUAUUGCAAUUUGUAGUCUGACGUCUUUAAAGACUCUUAAAAUAUCUGACUGCUCAAAACUUGACAAAUUGCCAGAGAACUUGGGAAAUAUUGAAGGCCUAAAGGAGCUAGAUGGGAGUAGAACUGCUAUAAAAGAGUUACCUACAUCCAUGGUUCUCUUAAAAAAUCUCCAAAAUCUCUCUCUCCGUGGAUGUAAUUUUCUAUCAUCUAAACCAUCAAAUAAACUCCUCAAUUUUCCUUUAUUGCAAAGAAGAAGUCUAGAUCCCAUGGGCAUGUCAAUGCUUGCUCUAUCAGGCUUGUCCUCCUUGACCUAUAUGAAUCUAAGUUAUUGCAAGCUACAGGCAGUCCCUGAUGUUAUUGGUUGUUUGUCCUCUUUAAGAAAUUUAAAUCUAAAGGGAAAUAAUUUCGUUUCCCUUCCUGAAGAUAUCAUUCGACUACCUAAACUAGAUUCUCUUUAUUUGAGUGGUUGCACUAAUCUACGAUCACUGCCACAGCUUCCAUUAAGUAUUGAUUAUUUGGAGGCAGAAGGUUGUUCCUCACUCGAAACAUUACCCUUAAGACCAGAAGAAGAUUUUCAUCCACAUCUUUAUCUUCUUAACUGCUUCAAAUUAAAUGACAAUCAAGAUUACGGUGGCAUGUUCUUAACAAUGCUGAGACGUUACAUUCAGAGACCAGAUUUAGGUCUCCAAAAUAUUCUUAUACCUGGAAGUAGAAUUCCGAAAUGGUUUAGCCAUCAAAGUGAGGGGGCUUCAUUGAAUCUGCAAGAGCCUCCAGGUUUUAUAGGAAUUGCUAUCUGUGUUAUUUUUGUACUCUGCGAGCAUUAUCCACUCCAACAUCCUCUGGAAAGUUCGGAAAAUCAUCCAGUUACGCAUUUUAUUUAUUUUCUCUGUAAUGUCAAUGGAUAUAAAGUUCCAGAUUACUUAAGCUUUGGUUUUUCCGAGCAAUCUGGUAAGAUUGAUUCAAAUCACCUUUGGAUAAAAUAUUUUUCUAUGGAAGGGCUAUGGGACAAGAUAUUGAGUCAAGUCGAUGCUAAUGAUCAAUUGAGUCAGGUUGAUGUUGGAAUUGAAAUCGAAGGUACAGGCUUGGAGGUGACGAGAUGCGGGGCUCGUUUGGUAUAUGAGCAAGACAUUGAAGAUCUCAAACAAAAUAUGGCUGGUUCCUGCAGCUGCAGCAUCACUCCUUAUGAGGAUGAUUUAGACAAUUCAGCAAAAGAUACCACAAUUAAGCGAAGUCAUGAUGACCAUGAUGGGGAUGGGGAUGGACCUAGUGGAGAAGUUACCUAUAAUGAGGUAGAUGUACCCCACCCAAAGAGGAUACGGCUCCCUGAUUUAAUUGAAAGAUUCAUUCCACGUUUGGGAAAUUGGAUUGGGAAUUCAAGCACACAAGAACAAGGUGACUCUGAUUGUGAGGAAGAGAAAUCCCAGUGAAAUUGGUAGCUUUGAUGAAUUUGCAAGGCUGAUACACUAUUUUUCUCUGACUUUUUUUUGGCCUGAGUGAUUUUGUUGUUAAUCCAGCAACAAAACUAACCCCAUAGGACUUGCAUCAGGGUUUUUGCUCUCAGGUAUGUGUGUGGAAUGUUAAGCCUCUAUAUAUUUGGUGUGGUAGUAUUUAUCAUCUGAAGUUACUCAGGGCCCAAAUUUAUCAGGGCCUUCUUAAUACGCAUUGACAAUUAGUAAUGAAUAUGAUGAUGACCCAAAGAGAAUGGUAGAUUGAGCAAGUGGACAUUCUUGCCAGUUAAAUUAUCUGAUAUUCAUGCUGUCAGACUCAAAAAUGCUUGUGGCUCAACAUACCCUUAAUGGAAGAACACUUGUGGUUUGAGUUGCUACCCCAAAGGCAAGUUCUGUUCCUAUCUUAUAAGAAUUCUUUCUUUACAUGGAUUA